AUGCCCGAGAUGAAACGCCACACGGCAUUGACACCGCCGCUGUCGCUAUUGCAGGGCGAAGUGACUAAUGCUUUUCACCUUCUUGCAAUUCCUAAAGGACCCAUCGCUGUAUACCGCUUUGAAGCCGACGUUGUGGAAAAAGAUGCUAAUGGAAACGUUGUGCCUGUACCGACCUACGACGCCUAUCUACACCACCACGUUUUCGGAUCGACACAUAAGCAAUAUGAUGCAAUGAAGAGCCGCCACGCUCCAAUGAAACCCAAGAACUUUAGCCGCAGUGUGGCAUUUGGUGCUGGUACAGAAUGUCGAGGUACUCCACAGGAAUUUUACUUUCCCUAUGCAUUUAUGACUGUAGAGGGAGAGGAUGAAUGGAUUGCAAAUGUACACAUAAUCAACACUCGGAAGAUGGCACCACAACGUGCGCAUCGCUGUCUCGAGUGUCCUUGUACAUCGGAAGAUACGUUGACUGCUACUUCAGUAAACGGGAAGCAAUUCCAAUCUACGAGCUGCAAUGCGCAGCUGCUGUACGAAGAGAACACAGCGUGUUCAGCUGAAACAUAUAUUGGAGGACUGCACUGCUGUAAAAAUGCUGAGUUUUGCUUGGAACGUGGCGAUCUGGAGGUGACUACGGCUACGAAUGCCACUUACUACUUGCGUUACUCGUUGGAAUACGCGGAAAUUGUGCCAGAAAAUCGUCCGUUGUAUCUUGCGGCAUGUUGUGAUGCAACCGGAAGUCUAGAGCACAUGGGAAAUGUGGAGUAUGACGUGCCAAUAUGUGACCCGACUACGCACCCUGGAUGCGUUCACACAUUGUCGACUCGACAGCGACUCGACAAUGGCAGUAUCCCAUUGUUUACGUAUCGUGAACACGCGCCCGAGCCGGAGCGAGAGGUGGAGCUUGUGUAUGCAGUAGGCCAUCAACAUCGUGGUGGUCUCGGUAUCCAGCUGUAUGACGAUGCUUCUGGAGACUUGUUGUGUGCAUCUGUACCAGAAUACGGUUCAGGAAUUGAAGCUGGUAAUGAAGACGGUUACGUCAUCUCGAUGAGUACUUGUACUUUUGAUCCACCUCGACGCAUGCGGACAACCGACAUUGUUCGAAUUGUGGCACUGUAUAACAACACGCAGCCGCAUACUGGAGUUAUGAGCCUAAUGUACAUGGCACUGAGCGAUUUUCCUUUGGAGAAACUUGCUAUCGUCAAUACUUCGCAAACUGUGUCGGGAAACAAUAGCAGCUGGGGAUUGCUGUUGUUUGGCGUUCUUGCGGGAGUUGCUGCUUGCGCACUUGUGAUGACGGUCAUGACACGUUGGAAGCAUCGGUCUGGAUACACUCCGUUACAAGCACAAACCAAUUAG
Messenger RNA from Peronospora belbahrii, 1353 nucleotides. Lineage: Eukaryota; Oomycota; Peronosporomycetes; Peronosporales; Peronosporaceae. The record is from the annotation of a GenBank genome assembly.